AUGUUACGACACAUAUUUGCACCCGCGUUCAGGCAAGGAUUUAUAUCUGUCAAUAAUUACCUGCCUAGAUCAACUGUCAACCGAUAUCUUUCAACUGAUCCACAAAUACCUAAGACCGCAGUGCUGAUGAUGAACUUGGGUGGUCCGGCUACGCAAGAUGAAGUCCAUGACUUUCUUCUCAGACUUUUCUCUGACGGAGAUUUGAUUCCUUUAGGUACCGGCGUGCGUCAGUAAGGCUGGUAUAUAUAUUUCUAAAUUAAGCACUAAACAGAGCUCAUCCCUUUUUGGAAUGUGUUGUAUGUAAGUGUAUCUAAUCAUUGAAAGAACCUCGAAUAUCAUUGUUAAUUUUUGUCCGUUCUCGACUGAUUGUAGCGAGUUUCGCUGCUUAAAUCCUUUGCGAGAUUUGCUACUAUUGGAAAUUCACCGUCCAUGCCUUGCGAUAUAAUUUUUAGGAUUAUAUCCAGUGGUGUGUCGCAAUCGAUAUAUGGUCGUGGUCGCAAGUCUUAGGCCAUUGCAGCAGUUGAUAUAUGACAAGGGGGCUUCAAAAUAGUAUUCGUUCAAUGUGC
This is a messenger RNA of Sphaeroforma arctica JP610, 566 nucleotides long. RefSeq lists its product as hypothetical. Bases 1 to 234 code for a protein of 77 amino acids. Gene Ontology annotation, biological process: heme biosynthetic process. Gene Ontology annotation, molecular function: protoporphyrin ferrochelatase activity. The record is from RefSeq and is a predicted model, not a curated record. The transcript has a single exon. NCBI's taxonomy places the organism in Eukaryota, Ichthyosporea, Ichthyophonida.